UAUAGCGGCCAUCCCGCCAUACACGAUUUUGAUUGAUUCUCAGUGGCCCCGUGCUGUGGGCAGACCGUAAAUUCCGAGGAUGCCCUGUUUGUGUAAUAAAUUUCCAAUGGACCGUGUGCUACGGGAUGUACGCCGGGAAGAUGAGGUGGAGCCCGUGGAAUCGGAUCGUGAUAAUGGAUCACACGCCAGAUUGGCGGGGAAAUACCCUGUGCGGUUGCAGCAGCCACAAAACUARUAACAAACUCGGCRUUUCCAAUCCGUGGUUUCCCAAAGGUCCAUGUUGCCUCCACGUGAUAUCCUAUGGCUGCUCUUAAGUCAAAAGAAGCUAUCGUAGCUAUUGCGCCUCCCAAUGAAUGCCCUGCCAGUACCAAUCGAGUGCAAUUGAGAUCUUCGAUAGCUCUAUGGACAUCCGUGCGGAUUUCAUCAUAAGCCUGGGCAAAUCCAUGGUGCGCUUUGCAGCCCUGACACCAAUCGACACCGCUGAGAUCGUUGAGGGGCCACGGGCGGAGCAUAAGAAGAAAAUCAGCGUACCAGUUUGCUGGUUUUAAUGAGCCUCGAAAUGAUACCAUGCACUUGAUAUCGUCAUUUCUGCCAUUCUCGUUCGAUGGGUUGUCAUCGAAGUUUAAGACAUUGCUUCGCACUAAGUCAUUAUUUCCUGGAAUCUGAGCAACAUAUCCUUGCACUUGAAAGCGCUGACCUUCUGGAAUGUAUCUUAUUUUGUCAUUCCCCACUACUGGAGCAUUAUCGCAUAUUUCUCCACACGACCACGAUGYAAUCGCACGUUCUGUGCAAAAUGCAGCUUUUGAAUAAAAAAUAUGUCGAAGAGCUUCUUCUUCGUCAUAUUCUGGGAUUUCGAGCAAUUCUAAAUAUUCAGAAUUUGUGUUCUUCCCAUCAUAAGAGAUAUAACCAUUUUGUGUUCCCUUCGUCAAAAAAUAAGCGACAACAGCCAAGAGUAUACCGAUGAUGGGCACGAUCCACUGUCCGAGCGAGGGCUUCUUUGCAACAUUGAUGGCGUCUGCUGUUGACGAGAAAGACAAGGGCAUUAACGUCGAUGCGGUCGAUGAAGUGUUUUCCCGUUCAUCUGGUGUGUAUUCCUGUAGCGUCAUUGUUGUUCAAAUGCAGAUAAAAGACAAUUCCUACUGGUAUUUUCGAACAAUUCAUGAUACUGCAAUGCGAUUGUUUCAACUCUAGUUCAUCUCGCUUAUUUCAUUUUUUCUGACCUGUGGAUGGACAUACUCCGUGCUUCGGAGGUUGUGAAUUUGCAUCAACUAAUCAAUUGGUACUGUCUGAAGUUGAUAAAAAAGAUAAAAGAAAACCCUGUUCCAUCCAUGGCAGGCAGUAUUUUGAUUGGUGGGUACAGAUUCUUUAAAAGUUGAGGUAUCUUGUGGGAAUAUUUUUGGCUACUAUUACUACUAGUAGUACUAGUGGCAUUAGUAGUAGUAGUUUAGUACAUUCUAAUACUAGUGCUUCUUCUUGCUGCUGGUGGGGGUCCUCAUCAUGCACCAACAACAAGAAGGAGUGUUGUUGUUUGGUGGUCCUCCUCCUGGUGUGAAUGAGCAGGAGGAAAGGGGGCAAGGGUUUGUUGUUGUGGGCUGCUGUUAUUUGAUGGGGGGGAGUCAAAUCAGUUGGUGCACAAUUUCAUGGUGGUUUAAUUUCUACAUAGAUAAUUUAAGGUAACUUAAAUUUAAAGUAGCUCAAAAGCAGCUUAAAAGYAGCUUUCAACAAGCUACUGAAACAAAGCCUACCUUUUAAGCUACUUUAUUUCUACCUUUUCAUUGACUACUGAUUGAAAAGGGCUGUUAUUCUGAUGAAUUUGAUAAGGAUCAGUACCAUGGUAGGGAAUGUACACAAGAAGUAGUACGCACCUAGCUAGUUGUACGUMCAGUAGCUUGUUAGUAAAGUAUCUGGUGGUAAUGCAUUGUUUUGUAAUGUCCCAGUAGUAUUAGUAGUAGCAUGAGGGRUCCUGGGUGCCAUGGCUUGUUACAAACAAGAUUGAAGCUGCUGGUGAAUCAUUUGUGCUGUGUGGCACCCCCCCCAGUGUUGACAAUGAUUGGMCAGCACAUCUUACUACUAGUACUAGUAGUAGUGCUACUACUAGUACUACUACUACUAGUGCUACUACUAGUACUACUAGUAGUAGUGCUACUGCUAGUACUACUAAUACCCUGUGCAUUCACCAUUCAAAAACAUCAUGCAUGCUAGUAUCGUAUAGGCUUGGCCAGCCAAUGUACGGUUUAAACCUUGGAUUAGCGGCCAUCUAAUUACCAUGUAAUGACUCGUGGGAUUAAAAAUUGGCUUGUACUGCAGUGUACAGCGGGMACACGUUCAUGCGACCAAAUAGUUUUGCGCGCACGUCGUGCUCAACGAACAAUUUUGGCUUCGAACACAUGCAAAGUUUUAAUYCCACGAGUUGCUUCCACAUGCAUGCUGUAGGCCUAGUACAAGUCAAAUUUUUAAUCCCACGAGUCAUUACACGGUAAUUAGAUGGCCGCUAAUCCACGCACACGUAUUUAACCGUUUAACUGUUUCAGUCUUGAACUGACCGUUUCGGCUAUAACUUUUUCCCCAACGAACGCUUGAGUAUGAUAAGCACAUGGUUGAAAAGAGAAUUCAAAGAGCUUUCUAAUGGCGUGGGGGAGUACGGCGUACGACGAAUAUUGACUGAUAUACGUUUACGUAUAUAUUGAAUUGCUAAUGUACRGUUUAAACCGUGCUUUUUUGCUUGGCCCAGCCUAUACRAUAGAUGCUGCUACUACUAGUAUCAUGGCAAUCRUCGUSCUGAGGAGUACAAAUUCUUUUCUUUCAAAUGUYGUGCCUCAGUUGCAAAUGAUCAGAUUGGAAAAAAAUUACAGGUGGUACAGAUGUACCACAUGGCACUCACCAAACUUUCAGUGGUCCUACAAACACUAAUGCUACUACUAGCAGUAUUACAUUUUCUUGUUGCAGUCAAAGGGUUUGUGAUAUUUGCAAUGUUGGUGUAAAUUUCACUUUUCUUUAGUAGUAUGGUGGGUUCUUUCUUCUUGUUAUUAUUGAGGUUGUUGUGCUUUUACUACUUUAGUAUAAGAAGUACCACUAGUACGUCACAUACUAGUAGGAGUGAUGAUAGUAGUAGAGGAGUGCUCUUGGUGGUUGCUGUUGUGUCUGUGGUUCUUGUUCUUGCUCCUGUGGUACUUGCUGUUGCUGCAGCACCACCAAUGGUGCUGGGGUUUACAUUAGUACUAGUACUAGUUGGUGUAAAAAAAUUUGGGUUGCUGUCCUCCUCCUCUUCAUUGAAUCACCACCAGCAAGCACCACCAUUUCUUUCUUUUGAGAAUGAGAAUUAAAUAGAAAUAGUAAUACUAGUAGUAUGACAUAAAUUACUUAAAGGUUACUACUACUAUUAUUUAUAUUUAUUAGUAGUGUUGUUGUUGUUGUUGUUGUUCAUUACUUUACAUGGCAACAGGGCAACAGGUUGCAGAGUGUUUGAAAAACGUUGGGAUGCAACGGUCCACAACGCCUUUUUUCCAUCCUUGACCGUUGCACAACGCCGUUGCAUAAUAAAAUGUAUAAUAUUGAUAUAAUUACUUGAUAGUAGUCCCAUACCAMCACUAUGAUGUUGCUAUUCACUURAUCAUUCAAAGAUGCGCCCAUUUGUUUCUCAUACCAUUCCAAAUUUUCAGCUAGUACUAGUAGUACAUACUACAAAGUCCUCCCUGCAAUAUCAGGAUCAAGCUUAGUGCGUAGAUCACUGAUGAUCCUCUGUGCCCUACUAAAUAUUCUUUCUGAAGGAGCAGAUGUUGCUUGAACAGCAAGAUACUUCCUUGCUAGAACAGCCAAUGUUGGAAAUUGGUUCUUUUUGUUUUUUCCCCACCAUUGUACUAGAGGAUUGGAGUGCCUGGUCUUGCCACUCUCCUUGUCUAUCUCAAAGGGUGCAAGUUGGGGAGGGGAAAUGUACCUAAGCAGCUCCAGAUCGCAUGAUUCCUUGAUACUCUGAGGAUUGGAAGACACUGCAGCUUUCUCUUUUUGUGCCUGUCGCUGCAUGAUCAUCAAAGGGUCCACCAGCUCUUCUGUACCAGCACUAGUAUCGCUACCACUAGUAGCAGAGGCUGCCACCACAGAGUCAUUGCUGUUGCUGGUAGCUUCAACUGCCCCACUAGUCUCUUCAGCAAUCCCAUUGGUGGUGGUCCUGUUGGUCCUGGUCAUCUCUUCAAUCAUUAGUACUAGAUCUGUAAUCUUUUCAUUGAUUUCUUUCCUUUGAUGCUUUGCAGACCGAGGGCAAUCCUCCUCAUGAAAGUCACCAUCAUUUAAACCAAUGUGGCCCAAACUUUUGAAACGUGGGUCAAGAAAAGCUGCAAUGAUAAAGAGAGGAUGAAUACCCUUCUUCUGUCUGUUUUGGCCACUGUGUUGGACUUUUUCGUUCCACAUAGGAAAACUUCUGUUGCCCCAACGGUUUUCAAAAUCUUUCAACAACACUAAGCUCAUAUGUCUCACAAUCACAUUGUUGUCUUUACUACAUAACUAGUACUAGUACUAGUACUAGUACUAGUAGUAGUAGUAGUAGUAGUAGUAGUAGUAGUAGUAGUAGUAGUAGUAGUAGUAGUAGUAGUAGUGUAGAAGGUCUAAGAGUUCAUAUUAAAUUCAGUCUUGCCUAAAUAUUUAGUCCCAUAUGUGUGUGCAGUCUUGCAUUUUUUAGUCCCAUAUGAUUCAGUCUAGCGUUGCACCGUUGCAAAAAUUUUAACCCUAGUGCAGCGUUGCAACGCUCAAAAAGCGUUGCGUUGCGGACCCCUACUUUUUUCUCUUCUCUUGUACAUACCAUGAGUACGUAUUACGAGUACGAGGUACUUACCAUAUACAGUAGCAGUUACCAGUCCAAUUCGUACGAUUGCGUCUGCCGCACGAUUUUUCAACAAAAUAAUAACGAAGUCCAUGACUUCAAAUACUCGCGCAACUGCGAUUAUGAUUACCAGUGCUGGUACCCAUUGUUACCACUGGCUUCGUAACAAGAUGAAAUAUGUGGCAGAGACAAGCAACAAAUGGGGCGGGAGAAGGACGCAAGCGUCAAUAGAUUCUCGAAACGAGAUUCCGGCGGAGGUUGAGGCUGGUGACAACGACUACGAGAUAAAUGACGACUAUGACGACGAGAACCGCGAUGAAAAUGAUGGGCAGUUGGCAUCCAGUCGUGCAAUCCAAAACGAUAUAAUAUCGAAGUUCCCGCAGGACCACCUGGUGCAUUGUUUCGGAUAUGGUUCGGGCGUGUUUACUCAGAGCCUUUCAAGAGAGAAGGGUGCCGCGAAUGCCGGGAUGCUAGACCUCAUUUUAGUGGUCGACGACACCCAAAAAUUCCACAACGAGAAUCUGCAGAGGUUCCCUCACCACUACGCCCCGUGGUUGCGUUUUGGAGGCCCCAAUCUUGCGACGAGGAUGCAACGUCAGGGAUUGCCUUGGCUGCCGGACGCUCACGUUUUGUUCCACGUCGUGGACGCAGACGAAAGCAGCGGCCUUCCAAACAUGAAGUACGGCGUAGUCGACAAAAAAGAUUUGGUCGGGGACCUCGUCGGUUGGUAUUCCCUAUACCUGGCGGGUCGCAUGCACAAACCCACUUUGAACGUUGUUUCUAGAGACGACGACUUGGUUCGCGCCCAAACAAAGAAUCUUCGGGCCGCCACGUCGAUGGCACUCCUGUUAUCCUCGUCGGCCAACGACACCGCUACGUCCGCUGUGUCGUGGCCGUCUCUCUACCGCCAAAUCGCCGCUCUCAGCUACACGGGAGACUUCCGAAUGCAGGUGGGAGGGGAAGAUCCGCUAAAACUCGACAAGCUCAUCCAAGCACCAGGACAGCUACAACGCUUUCACGACAUGUACCGACCCAUAUUUAAAUCAUACGAGAUGUCCGGAUUCCUAUCGACAUCUUAUCCAUCAUCCGGUGGUGGUGGCAGUKGUGGAGUCGAAUGGAAUCCGAACGAUCCAUCCGUAAUAAAUCAAUUGGUGCGUCAGUUACCAAAAUCGUUGCGAGAGGGCACUGCUACUGGUACAGCAACGACAAAGAGCACCAAACAUCUUAGAGUAAAUCACGACGUUCUGGCCAAGGCAUUGUCGGCAAUCGUAGCCCCUGCCGCCAGGAACCAAUCCUUCAAGGGAGUGUUCACCCUAGGAUUUCGAAAAAGCAUUCGGUAUGCCAGCGCCAAACUAUCGAAGGGUCUCUUCGCUCGGAAAAAAUAGGAAGAUUCACCAGUUCAAACUUAGUAU
Messenger RNA from Pseudo-nitzschia multistriata, 6225 nucleotides. NCBI's taxonomy places the organism in Eukaryota, Bacillariophyta, Bacillariophyceae, Bacillariales, Bacillariaceae. The record is from the annotation of a GenBank genome assembly.